AUGCACGCCUUGUCAGACUUACCAAAACCCAGUAGUGGUUUAUAUUUGCAAGGAGGACUGACAAUAGAAUUCAUUGGAGUUCGAGCUCUAGAAUCUAAAUUCCCUUUAUUUGUCUGGGAUUUUAUACUGCUCUCCCUGCAGCUCAUAGCAUUUGCGAUAAACUUCCCAGUAAAGGACCAUGCGAACAAUCCAGGUACCCCUUCCUCUAGUCAUCAAAAUGAGAGUGGUACUAGGUCGGGAUCCUCAAGAGAUGAUGCCCCUCUAACUGGAGCCGAGUUGGGUACGAGUUUUUUUGAAAAUGAAGAUGAACCUGGCCAAGCAGUCCAUCCAUAUUCGGGCCAGUUUUUGGUGUGCGAUAUCUCAAUUUUUCAGUCACUGAGUCAAAACUGGGCAGAGGGUCGUCGAAUCGCGGCACAAGCAUCUGUCAGUGCCACAACAGGAGAUGCCGAGUUGUCAAGGACAAAUGAUGUAUAG
Messenger RNA from Sugiyamaella lignohabitans, 474 nucleotides. RefSeq lists its product as uncharacterized. The record is from RefSeq and is a predicted model, not a curated record. NCBI's taxonomy places the organism in Eukaryota, Fungi, Ascomycota, Dipodascomycetes, Dipodascales, Trichomonascaceae. Bases 1 to 474 code for a protein of 157 amino acids. The transcript has a single exon.